This is a messenger RNA of Phanerochaete carnosa HHB-10118-sp, 936 nucleotides long. RefSeq lists its product as uncharacterized. Gene Ontology annotation, molecular function: protein binding. Lineage: Eukaryota; Fungi; Basidiomycota; Agaricomycetes; Polyporales; Phanerochaetaceae. The record is from RefSeq and is a predicted model, not a curated record. Gene Ontology annotation, cellular component: ESCRT-0 complex. The transcript has 4 exons. Bases 8 to 826 code for a protein of 272 amino acids. Gene Ontology annotation, biological process: protein transport to vacuole involved in ubiquitin-dependent protein catabolic process via the multivesicular body sorting pathway.
CACCACCAUGUUCCGUCCCUCCGACUCUCAAGCUGCUGCUUUGCUUGACCAUGUCUUCUCUCAGACCCUGAGGAACAUCGAAUUUCUAGCGUCUCAUAACUACAUCUCACCGGUCGACGCCACCGAACUCUCAAAUCGUCUCACUGCUGCGCAGCACAACAACGGAGAUGCAGUAUCCGCUCUCGCCAGCAGCGUGCAGGCAUUGACAGUACCGCCUGUACCGCCUGUAGGUCCAGGUCGCGGCAUCCCGCUGCCCCCGCCCCGCCCCGUGAAGCAGGCCCGGGCCGUUUGGGCGUACAACGAGGACGGUAGGGAACCUAACGACCUAACAUUCUCCACUGGCGAAAUCAUCGAGAUUGUUGACGAGACAAACGCAGACUGGUGGACCGGAAAGUGCAGGGGUAAACAGGGUCUCUUCCCGUCUAACCAUGUCGAGAUGAUUGCCUCGCCCCCUGCUUCUGUUCCGCCUCCUGCGGCACCAUCGCCAGCACCAGUCUACUCGCCACCUCCACAACCGAUGAUGCCGCCACAGCCGAUGCCGCCUCAGCAAGGAUAUGCUCCAGGCUAUGACCAGAAGCCCGUGUAUAGGCCCUUCGGAGCAGUUUAUCAGGCUCAGAAUCAGCCGCCUCCUGCGGCUGUCGGCCAGGUGAACACUCUAGGCCUACAGCAAGCACCACAGCAAACACCACAGCAAGCACCACAGCAAGAACAGAAGAAGCAUCGCUUUGGUCGCUUGGGUGACACCAUGGCUACUUCAGCUGCCGGAGGUGUCGGAUUUGGUGCAGGCGCCGCUAUCGGUAGUGGUAUCGUUAAUGCUAUCUUCUAAUUGUCGUAGGUCGUGGACUUUGAGAGUAAUGGACUGGAGAUAGACCUUGGAUUCCGAUUAUGUUAGGAGUAGUGAGUUUGCAAUGUAUACACUUGGCUUUCCGUCUUUAU